Molecule: messenger RNA, 2932 nt
Organism: Salarias fasciatus (jewelled blenny)
Lineage: Eukaryota; Metazoa; Chordata; Actinopteri; Blenniiformes; Blenniidae
Gene: msi1b
Product: musashi RNA binding protein 1b
Exons: 15
Coding region: 128-1177 (349 amino acids)
Biological process (GO): regulation of translation; central nervous system development
Cellular component (GO): cytoplasm
Molecular function (GO): mRNA binding
Source: RefSeq, a predicted model, not a curated record
CGCUCCACUCACCGCCACCCCGGGCCAAACCCGCCCCGCCGCUCUCACUCGCUCCCCGCCUGUUUCCCCGCACGGCUCGGCCCGGACUCACACAGCGCAGCCGCUUCACACCGCGAGGAGACCCGCCAUGGAGACGGAAGGCAGCCAGAGCAGCCUGUCCACCACGGACUCCCCUCACGACCCCUGCAAGAUGUUCAUAGGUGGACUCAGCUGGCAAACAACACAAGAGGGUCUUAAGGAGUACUUCUGCAAGUACGGCGAGGUGAAGGAGUGUAUGGUGAUGCGAGAUCCAGUUACUAAGCGCUCGAGAGGGUUUGGAUUCGUCACCUUUGUUGAUCAGGCCGGUGUGGAUAAAGUUUUGGCCCAAACCAGACACGAGUUGGACUCAAAAACAAUCGAUCCAAAGGUGGCGUUCCCCCGCAGAGCUCAGCCCAAGCUGGUGACCAGAACCAAGAAGAUCUUUGUGGGCGGCCUGUCAGUGAACACAACCAUCGAGGAUGUGAAGCAGUACUUUGAUCAGUUUGGGAAGGUUGACGAUGCCAUGCUCAUGUUCGACAAGACCACCAACAGACACCGAGGGUUCGGCUUUGUGACGUUCGAGAACGAAGACGUGGUGGAGAAAGUCUGUGAGAUCCACUUCCACGAGAUCAACAACAAAAUGGUGGAGUGUAAGAAAGCCCAGCCCAAGGAGGUGAUGUCCCCCACCGGCUCGGCCAGGGGGCGCUCUCGGGUGAUGCCCUAUGGGAUGGACGCCUUCAUGCUGGGCAUCGGUAUGCUGGGUUAUCCGGGUUUCCAGACGGCCACUUACACCAGCCGGAGCUACGCUGGCAUCACUCCUGGAUACACCUACCAGUUCCCUGAGUUCCACUUAGAGAGGACUCCCCUUCUGACUUCACCCCACCCCCCUGAGCUCACAGCCAUUCCUCUCACAGCAUACGGACCAAUGGCAGCCGCAGCAGCGGCGGCGGCAGUAGUCAGAGGCUCCACCCCGUCUCGCUCGGCUGGAUUUUUAGGUACGAGCAGCCCGGGUCCGAUGGCCGACCUGUACGGGACGGCCAGCCAGGAGUCGGCCGUCAGUAGCUACCUCAGCGCUGCCAGCCCUGCACCCAGCACUGGAUUCAGCCAUAGUUUGGGGGGCCCGUUGAUUGCCACGGCCUUCACUAACGGCUAUCACUGAGAGUUGCAGAGCUGUAGACUGAGAGCUGGAAGGAGUUGAAGCUGCUGUGGAGCUGAUCUGGCCUGUCUCUGUCCGAUCCACGUCUCCAACGGGGGUGGAUAAACCUUCACCCCACACACACACAACACACACACACACACACACACACUCUGACGUCAGCCUCAUCGCCCACUCGAGUCUACGCUGACGUCGAACUAAUCGCCACCUGGACGGGGGGGAGAACAAAUUGAAAAGCUUCCAAUAAGGAGUGAAAACUGUGUAUCACUACAUGUAAUAGCAACACAAUGAGAUGCUGUAUUUGUGUGUGUGUGUGGUUUUUUUUUUCUGUUACAUUUCACGUUUAUUUUUUUUUGUGAUGGCUGAGAUAUUUCAAUAUUUGUUUUGGUUGUGUUGUUUUGUUUUGUUUUUUUUGGGUUAUUCGACCUCUUUUAACCACAUCUCUCCGAGGUGAGAGGAGUUAAAUCUCCAGCUGAAGCCUGUUUGAAGGUCAGGAGUUGUAAUAUGUACUGGAAAACUGUAAAUUUGUCACUAGUUCAUACUGAAUUUUAACAUUUCGGAUUAAUACUGUUUCUUGGAAAAUGUGUCACAAAGUGUAUAUCUUGUUAGGUUUUUGUUACACUAAUAAUGGUCAAACGACAAAGGUCAUUAGCCAGAGUUACGUAAUAGGCCUUCAUGAGGUGUACAAUUUUGUAAAAAUUUGUAAAUACGACUGGUUUCCGGGUGGGAAGGGUUUUGCUCAUUUUUGCAACGGGGACGUGGGAAGUUUUGUUUUUUUCGGGAGAAGCGGUGCGACGGCGUCUUUCGUCGUCGUCGUGCGGGAAAAGCUUGGCUGUUGCGUAUUUUUAAGUGUCACACCGAGGCGGAGAACAUUUCAGCUGACCAGCCAUACACUGUAUUUCUCUGCAGGCGUCACAGACGACGUGUCGUGCGAGUGUUUCUUGACAUUCAGGAGCUGCCUCAAAGUUAAAAACACCUCCCGAAGUUCUUUAAGCGGCCGAUUCUGCAGCAACACUUUGCGCGUUUGGGGUGUGAAAACACUCUAGGAGAGGAAGAACAAAAAAAAAAAAAAACGACAAAAAAAACAAAAAACAUGCUGUUUUCUUACUUUAUCAUGCUGUUGUUUUAAUUGCGAUUUUUUUUAAAAAAGAAAAAUGUGACGAUUGUGAAGAAAAAUGAAGGACGGAUGUGCAGGAGCAGUCAUGCACCGUGAGCAUGUCGAUGACUGGUUCCCUCUGCGGGUCAUGUCGAUGUUUGUUUCAGCAUGUUAUAUGGUUUUGUACACAUUGGUUUCCAAUGUGCUGUUUUGUUUUAUGUUUUUUUGUUUUUUUUGUGGGGUUGGUACCUCAGAUACAAAUGUGAACUUUUAAUCUGACUUUUUUUUUUUAUUAUUACAUUAACAUCUCUAUGUCAAGGUGUGGAUGGCGAGACCUUUCAGAAAGGUGACUGUUCCAUCAGGAAGUCGUGGGGUCUUAUUAUUAACUCUUGUGUUUACCUGUCGCGCCCCCUCCUCAUCCAUGGCUGCAUAUCCACUGGAGGUCACAGACAGUAGCAAUGUGACAGCUGUUUUUAGACCAAAACGAUUAUUUUCGGAGCUACUAGGACGUUGCACUGGCCGAUCACGAUAAAUGUAUUUUUCCUUUUGAAUGUUAGCGUAAGAACGAAGCACUCUCCAUUUACAAAAAAAAGACAAACAGCAGGUUUUAGUUUUGGAUGGGCGUGCUGCCGCUGCUGCAGCACACCAGACUGAUUUCACUG